AUGGAUCCUGCCAGAGCUCGGCCCUCUCGGCUCCGGAUUUUGGCUUCCUUCAUGGUUCCAGUGCCUUUUUUGGGACACCACAGCCUGGCCGUCCCUGCCUCCAAAGCCGGGCAGCGGAACAGUGGCAAACAUCCUGGGGACGGCAGAAGGAGGACGGAGCCGGCGGCUUCUUUCUCGUCCCUGGGACGCUUUGUUUGUCUGCCUUGUGCCUUUCCGUGUCAUCGUGCUGGGGGAUGCAGCAGUGGGGAAGUCGUCGCUGCUGCGCUGCUUUGCCGAGGGUCCAGGAGAGGGGACCGUGGGGAGGGCAUCCCCCGGCCCCACCAUCGGCGUGGAGUUCUACAGCCGCACCGUGUCGGUGCCGCCCGCCGGCAAGGCCAAGCUGCAGCUAUGGGACACUGCCGGCCAGGAGCGGUUCAGGGCCACCCCCUGGGAAAAUGGGACCAGGCCCAUCUUGGGUGCUUCCACUUGGACAGAAAAGAUAAAGGGAGCGAGGAGGCUGCGCAGGAGCCACCCAGCACCCAUGGCGUCGGGAACGCCUCCUGGGUGGAGGAGCAGAGGCCCCGGUGCUGCCUGCCUGGGCACGCUCCUGGCGGGGGCCAGCGGAGUGCAGCAGCGCCGAUGGAGCCGCGGUGGCAGUACCAGUUCAGGGUCAUCAUGCUGGGGGACUCCACAGUGGGCAAGUCCUCCCUGCUGCGGCGCUACACCGAGGGCGUCUUCCUGGAUGCCAUCAACCAGACCGUGGGGGUGGACUUCCACGUGCAGUUCGUGGAGCUGGAGCCAGGGCUGAGGGUGAAGCUGCAGUUCUGGGACACGGCCGGGCAGGAGCGGUUCAGGUCUGUGACUCGCUCCUACUACCGGAGCUCGGCCGGGGGGAUGCUGCUCUUCGACCUCACCAACCGCGCGUCCUUCGAGAGCGUGCGGCGCUGGCACCGCGAGGUGACCGACACCCUGCAGCCCUCCCGCAUCAUCCUCCUGCUGGUGGGGCACAAGAGUGACCUGGCUGGGCAGCGGCAGGUGGGCAGGAAGGAGGCAGAGAAGCUGGCAGCCUCGCUGGGGGUGCAGUACGUGGAGACCUCGGCCAAGGAUGCCAGCAACGUGGCGCAGGCCUUCCAGAUGCUGACCCUGGGCAUCUACCAGGCGCUGCAGGCAGGGCGGCUGGCGCCCGGCGAGGCAUGGGAGGGGGUGAGGAGCAGUGUCCCACUGCCGGCACUGCACAGGGCACAGGUGCCUGAGAAGGAAGAAAAGAGGAAGAGAUGCUCCUGCUAG
Messenger RNA from Dryobates pubescens (Downy woodpecker), 1266 nucleotides. It is a transcript of the gene RAB42, whose product is annotated as RAB42, member RAS oncogene family. Gene Ontology annotation, molecular function: GTP binding; GTPase activity. The record is from RefSeq and is a predicted model, not a curated record. NCBI's taxonomy places the organism in Eukaryota, Metazoa, Chordata, Aves, Piciformes, Picidae.